Molecule: messenger RNA, 1378 nt
Organism: Gasterosteus aculeatus aculeatus (three-spined stickleback)
Lineage: Eukaryota; Metazoa; Chordata; Actinopteri; Perciformes; Gasterosteidae
Product: olfactory receptor 52N5-like
Biological process (GO): detection of chemical stimulus involved in sensory perception of smell; G protein-coupled receptor signaling pathway
Cellular component (GO): membrane
Molecular function (GO): odorant binding; olfactory receptor activity
Source: RefSeq, a predicted model, not a curated record
CCUAAAGACUGAUGAACCAGAAGACUCCCAACAAGCUUCUGUGGCCGUUUAUGUUCUAUCAUCUUUAACCUUGCCUUUUAUUUGUGUUGCUCCAAUCCUUUGUUGAACUGCAUUUUCUAGUAAUAACUGUGUAUCGCUUGUGUGUGUUAUUGACGUUAUUGCAGGUUGAUGGAAAACGACACAUUUAACAGCUUGACGCUGCGGCUGGAGGGGCUGAAUGUCUGGAAGAGUUACUUCUACCCGGCCUUUAUCUUCCUCUUGCUCUCAUAUAUCUUUAUAAUGCUCAUGAAUGUCGGCAUUGCUGCUGUCAUUUUGUUGGACAAGAGCCUUCACCAGCCCAUGUAUCUCCUGUUCUGCAACCUGCCGUUGAACGACCUGCUCGGUAAUUCUAUCCUGCUGCCUCGUUUGCUUUUGGACAUGUUAAGGCCUCGCUCUGAGCUCUUCAUCAGUUAUUACGAAUGCGUGGUCCAAGCUUUCACCACUCACAUGUCUGGUACCACUGCUCACACCGUGCUGAUGAUUAUGGCCUUUGACAGAUAUGUGGCCAUCUGUUAUCCUCUGCAAUAUAAUAUGAUAAUGACAAACAAGAUGGUGAUGAAGCUGACGGCGUCGGCCUGGGGAGUGGCUCUUGUUUUGGUCGGGAUUCUACUUGGUCUGACCCUCCGUCUGAACCGAUGUAGGACUCUAAUCACAAAUCCCUACUGUGACAACGCCUCGCUGUUUAAGCUGUCCUGUGAGAGUGUGUUGAUUAAUAAUAUCUACGGACUCACCUUCACUGUAGUUCUGUUCACAGGUUCUAUCGGCAGCAUGGUUAUCACCUAUACAAAGAUCACAGUCGUGUGUCUCACUAGUAACAGCAAGUCUCUGAACAGUAAAGCCCUGAAGACCUGCAGCACUCACCUGGUUGUGUACCUGAUCAUGUUGAUCAGUGGAAUGUGUAUUAUUGUUCUGCAUCGUUUCCCUCAGUACUCAGACUACAGGAAGCUUUCUGCCAUCUUGUUUCUUAUCGUCCCUGGUAGCUUGAACCCCAUCAUCUAUGGCAUGCAGUCUGCAGAAAUCGGUAAAGCCUUGUCUAAAUUGUUCCCGUCCAAACAGGUCAUGCCGUGAGGUUUAAAGUUGAUGACCAAAGUUUUACAACAUCAAACACAACCUGAAGUUCUUAGUUGUGUUUAAAAAAUGUUUUGAGCUUAAUAACGUUUGAUGUAUAUGUUAACAAAAAAGAAUUAAAUGUAAUUCCCUUAUUCCUUCCUACCCACACCGUCUUGUCUUUGUACACUGGGGACCCGUUGUGAGUGCAUGACAGAGCUGCAACUACUGAUCUGAAAGAUGUUAUGCACACAAGUAUGCUAUGUUUAUGUAUAAAUAUUAUAUUCUAUAU